AUGGCAGAAGGGGCUGCAGCUUUUGCCAUUGCCGGCAACGUUCUACAAUUCGUCGAAUUUGCAACAAAAUUCAGUAACAAAUGUCUCGAAAUUCAUCGUGCUGGCGGGAGCGCUCCUGGCGACUUGCAGAGUCUUCGCUAUCUUGUGGACAGCCAGCAGAAUUUUUUGCAGCGACUGCGGGUGUCCGAUUCAGAGCAUUCAAAGAUAUUGCUGGAGCAUGUAGAGGUCGCAAACGUUGCAGAAGCGUGUCACAAGAGGUUUGCAGACAUUUCAAAGUCUCUGAAUCAAAUCGGCAUAACAGGCGGCAAAACGGUGCGAAGUGUCGUUCUCAACGCUUUCAAGGCAACAUGGAAUCAGGACAAGAUCGAGGCUCUCAGAAACGAGGUUGCAUCGUUCAGUCAGAGCUUGAACACGUCGCUCCUCCACUCUUUAAGAGAGUACGCUGCCAAGUCAGAAGAGCAGCAGAUUGCUAUAUUGGAAAAGCUUGACAUCAUUCAGGACAACACUGGAACUUUGACAAGCACCUCUAUCGUUGAAGGACAGGAAGCCUCAUGGAAUGCACCCGGGGAUGCUGUCAUAGCCUUCAUCGUCCGCUCUCUUGACGCAGAACCUGAAGACCGCGAAAAGAGCGCCAUGGAAUUGCGACACGGCAUACUCCAGCGUAUCCUCCUCAAUACAACCAGCAGGGUGAAUCAUGGCGAAGAGGUGGGCCCUCCGUCAAUUAACCUACCUCGAGAUCGCGAGAAACAACUUCAGGCCACGAUAUUGGCAAGUUUUGUUUACGAUGUCAUGGAUGACCGGCAUUCGAGGAUCAUUGAUGCUCACGAGGAAACAUUCCGCUGGAUAUUCGAGCAUCCCAAAGAGGAUCCAGGAAAGUGGUCCGACUUCAAAGAUUGGCUCAAGUCCGAUGAGCAGCUUUAUUGGAUCACAGGGAAAGCGGGUUCAGGAAAAUCUACCCUGAUGAAGUUUAUCUGCAGCUCAGCCCCGGAAAGUCGUCCAGAUAACACGAUUGAUCCUGACGAAUCAUCCGACAACCAGUUUGAGCGAUGCCGUCACGACCUGCUGGACUGGGCUGGAAGUAGACCCCUGAUAAUCGCGUCAUUUUACUUUUGGGCAUCCGGGAACGAGUUGGAGGCCUCGCCGAAGGGUCUCUACAUGUCACUCAUA
Molecule: messenger RNA, 1167 nt
Organism: Colletotrichum acutatum
Lineage: Eukaryota; Fungi; Ascomycota; Sordariomycetes; Glomerellales; Glomerellaceae
Exons: 2
Source: RefSeq, a predicted model, not a curated record